CCGCAAGAAAAAGAUAAGCGAAAGGAAGGAGCUAGACAAGUGAACAUGGAGCAUAGGAACACAGCAACCGUGCUAUUUGAGACUGGGUUAGUUACUUUGGUGAUGGUUCUUUCCUUUCUCGGAAAUCUCAUGGUUUGCCAUGCUAUACGCAGAAACCCAAGACUUCGUUGUCCGAGCAACUACUACCUCAUUUCCUUGGCGCUGACCGACAUUUUCCAAGCUGUGCUGGUAAUGCCGCUAUCUGUUUUCCUAGUAGCUAUGGGAAGGUGGCCAUUUGGAACCCCAAUGUGCUACGUCUCUGCGAUUACAAAGUUGUCUUUGUCGAAAACCUCACUAUUGACGAUGGCGCUGAUGGCGUUGAACAGAUAUUACAAGAUAGUGAGACCAGCGAGCUACCAAAGUAUUUUUACAAAGAGGUUUAUUGUUAUAACUGCAUCAGCAGCGUGGGUAACGAUGGUUUUGAUGUCUCUCAUCUUCGCCUUUGCUUCCGAUUCCCGCCCUCAGGACGACUUGAGUUUCGCAGUUUGUACAAUAGAUUUUGAGCAGUUUGUACCUGUUGUGCUAAUUAUAAUGUACUUGCCCUAUUUUGUUAUCGGGUUUUGUUACUGGAACAUUUACCGCGUCGUGAGGAUGCAUAAUGCCAAUAUUUCGUGGCAAAGUGCCAAUGUCGAGCAUGUUAAAAUUACCAAAACACUUCUCGUAACUGUUGUUGGUUUCGCCAUUCUUUGGGUGCCUGCUCAUGCUGUAUUUGUAGCGUUUCUUUUCAAAUUAUACGUGCCUCAUCAGCUUAGAUUUAUGGUCACCUUUUUUAUCUUUACAUCUAGUUGCGUAAAUCCUUUCAUUUAUGGUUUCAUGAAUCGGGCAUUUAGACACGAAUUCAAGAAAAUCUUGACAACAAGAAAUAGUCAUUCGAUUGCCUCAGAUUCUGGUUCAGCUCAAAAUUAA
Molecule: messenger RNA, 945 nt
Organism: Pocillopora meandrina
Lineage: Eukaryota; Metazoa; Cnidaria; Anthozoa; Scleractinia; Pocilloporidae
Source: the annotation of a GenBank genome assembly